UAUAAAUGUGAUAUUUGUAGCAAGUCAUAUACUUCUAGUUAUACUCUACGAGAACACACCAGGAUCCAUACUGGUGAGAAGCCAUAUAAAUGUGAUAUUUGUUUCAAGUCAUUUACUACUGGUAAAAGUCUACAUCUACACACAAGACGCCAUAAAGGAGAAAACCUUUUCUCGUGUAAUGUUUGUAGAAAGUCGUUCACAACUGGGUCUGCUCUACGUGUACACACGAGAAUCCACACAAGAGAGAAGCCCUUUUCUUGUGAUGUUUGUAGUAAAUCGUUUACAACUAGGCGUAAUCAACGUGAACACACUAGAACCCAUACUGACCAAAAACCCUUUUCUUGUGAUGUUUGUAGUAAAUCAUUUACGACUCUUAAAAUUUUAAAAAUAAAAAUGGCAAAUCAUUCCGUCUCGAACAAAAACUAUAAAUGUGAUGUUUGUGGUAGAUCAUUCACAAGCUGUUCCCAAUUAAAUAGACACAUUCUAGUUCAUACUGGUGUGAAGCCAUAUAAAUGUGAUAUUUGUAGCAAGUCUUUUGCUUCUAGUAGCUCUCUAGGGAAACACACCAGAACUCAUACCGGACAGAAACCCUAUUCUUGUGAUGUUUGUUUUAAAUCAUUUACAACAAGAAAUAUUCUAAGCUCACACACCAAAAUCCAUACUAGGAAAAGACCAUUGUCUUGUGAUAAAGUCGUUUACUACUAG
Patella vulgata (common limpet) is the source of this 705-nucleotide messenger RNA. RefSeq names its product zinc finger protein 431-like. Gene Ontology annotation, biological process: regulation of DNA-templated transcription. The annotation marks the transcript as partial. The transcript has 3 exons. Lineage: Eukaryota; Metazoa; Mollusca; Gastropoda; Patellidae. Gene Ontology annotation, molecular function: RNA polymerase II cis-regulatory region sequence-specific DNA binding; DNA-binding transcription factor activity, RNA polymerase II-specific. The record is from RefSeq and is a predicted model, not a curated record.